UUUAUGCCUUGGAGCUUGGCAACACUGUUGAGAGCGAGUGUUGUCGGUGUUGACGUUCCGUGCUUCUCGACUUGGUUGUUCCGUGUUCCGUGUAUUCGUGACGUUUCAUUUUUGGCUAGAAGGUGGCCCGUUUUCUCGGUGUUUUCCAGUUAGAUUUUCUGAAAAAACCCAUUAAAAAUCAGCAAUGGAUGAAGAAUACGACGCGAUCGUUUUGGGCACGGGCCUGAAAGAGUGCAUUCUCAGCGGAAUGCUGUCCGUUUCUGGUAAAAAGGUGCUACACGUAGAUAGAAACAAGUACUACGGAGGGGAAUCAGCUUCGAUCUGCCCCUUGGAAGAGCUGUUCUCCAAGUUUGGGGCACCGCCGCCGGAUGAAUCCUACGGCCGCGGCCGCGAUUGGAACGUGGAUCUCAUCCCGAAAUUCCUCAUGGCCAACGGGUCUUUGGUAAAGCUGCUCAUCCACACGGGAGUUACCAGGUAUCUGGAGUUCAAGUCAGUCGAAGGAAGUUAUGUUUACAAGGGAGGCAAAAUCUCAAAGGUUCCAGUGGAUCAGAAGGAAGCCCUAGCAUCCGACUUGAUGGGCAUGUUUGAAAAACGCAGAUUCCGUAACUUCCUGAUAUAUGUUCAGGAUUUUACUGCUGAUGAUCCCAAGACUUGGAAGGACUUUGACCCCAACACUCAAAAUAUGCAGGCGUUGUAUGAUAAGUUUGGGCUUGACAAGAACACACAGGAUUUUACUGGGCAUGCCCUAGCUUUGCACAGAGAUGAUAGUUACUUGAAUAGGCCAGCAAUUGAAACAGUCAAUAGAAUCAAACUGUAUUCUGAUUCAUUGGCAAGAUAUGGCAAAUCUCCAUACUUGUAUCCUAUGUAUGGUCUAGGAGAGCUACCACAAGGUUUUGCUAGGCUGUCAGCCAUCUACGGUGGCACCUACAUGUUGGACAAACCGAUAGAUGAAAUUGUGCUAGGUGAAGGUGGGAAGGUAGUUGGUGUCAGAUCUGGCACCGAGGUUGCAAAAUGUAAACAGGUAUAUUGCGAUCCGACUUACGUGCCUGACCGAGUAAAGAAGACAGGCCAAGUGAUCCGUUGCAUCUGCUUGAUGGAUCACCCCAUUCAAAACACAAAGGAUGCUCUGAGCACCCAGAUCAUCAUCCCUCAGAAACAAGUCGGCAGGAAUUCCGAUAUUUACGUCUCUUUGGUCAGCUACACACAUCAAGUUGCCGCUAAAGGUUGGUUCGUCGCCAUGGUAUCAACGACAGUCGAAACCGAUAACCCCGAGGCGGAGAUCAAACCCGGCAUAGACCUGUUGGGCCCCAUCCGUCAGAAGUUCGUCUCCGUGUCCGACUAUUACGAGCCCACUGACGACGGCCUCCAGUCGCAGAUGUUCAUAUCGCAAUCCUACGACGCUACCACACACUUUGAAACCACCUGCUUGGAUGUCUUGGACAUCUUCAAAAGAGGUACGGGCGAAGAGUUUGACUUCUCCAAGAUCAAACAUGAACUAGGCGAUGAAGAACAGUAAGUUUCUCGCCGUCUCAGUCGUUCCUGGUGGCGCAGUUAUGUUACGUAGGUAAUAUAUGUGCAAACAAUUAUUUUCCGUUAUACGAUCUUUUCUAUGUUUGUACCAUGCGGAAUAUGUCGUAGCUCUGAAGAUGUUUACACUGUUUUCCCCAAGUAGUUGCGCGACGUUGUCAAUUUAUUUUAUAUGAAGCAUGGUGUAGGUUGAUUUUUAACUGCAGGGUGUCACGUUACAAAUCAUGCAAACUUUACCCGACUAUAUCUUCGAAAUUAAUCGCAGGAUUGCUUUGAACACUUUUGUUCGGGAAGGCGAGAUGUAUAUCAUACUGAAUAUUAUGUUUUGUGCCUGGUCCUUUGCGGACGCACAGUCAAGUCAAACUCUACUUUGACUAAAAGUAACGAAUGCAAUUGUAGAGUCAAGAUAUUUGAGUAGCUGAACUUUUGUAACACCCUGCAUGCUCCCCAGUCUUGCUAAACUGUAAUAAUCUACUAGCACCUAAAUUGUCUUUAGUAAAUACAAAGAAACUGCAGGAAUAUCUCGCUUGGUCUGUCGACAUCUGGUUCAGGUAAAUAUUUGCACUAUUUCAACUGCUUUUUGGCUGGAGGUCUCUUUGUAUUUGCCAACAUUUAGUUUUGACUUAAGUUACUGGCGGACAAGAAAAAAUAACGAAUAUAUUGCGCUUGAAUUUCACCCUGUUUUCUUUAUCUAGAUUUUCCGCAGAAUUGGGAAUUUAUAAUGUAAGUUUAAGGAAAAUUGUGAAACUGUAUUUAUAUUAUGAUAAUAUAUUAUAGCUUUAUGUUUAGUUAGGAGUUGCAUGUUUGGUGAUAUCGAUACAAUAUGGCACCUUGAGUAAAAUGUUACGUCAUUAUUAUACCAAAUGUUUGAAAAACGACGGUCACAACCAAAAUAAAAUAUUUUUUUGAUUGGGAGGCAACUAUCCAUAUAAAGCUUGGCAAGCUGUUGAUCUUUGACAGUAAAGUACAGGUAAAUAUCUCCAAUAGUUUAUAUGUCUAUAUAAAUCCUAAAUGUCUACAAAUUAUUGGAAAUAAAUGCUUUGUGUUCUUUUAAAUAAAUUGUAGUUUAAAAAACACUUUAAUAGCAUGUUGAACUGAAACGUAGAACAUUAUUUUCAGAUGGAGUCCAAAAAUCAAGUAUGCCUAAUUUGGAAAAAGAUCAAUAUAAAAAUUAAGAUAGGAGUAUUAGCAAAAAACUCAAUUAUAGCAAAAAAGAGUGAGGUAUUUGAUAUUAAAUGUUGUGAAUUAUUUUUUUAGUUGCUAUUUACAAAAUUGGAAUUAUAAAAAUAUAGUUGAUUGCACCUCACGGUUUUUUAAUAUAAUCGAUUUUUUUUAAAUCUUAUUUUUCAUAUUGAUCUUAUUCGAAAUUAGUCAUACCUGAUUUUUUGACUUUUAUUAUUGUAGUAAUACAAACUGCCCUAUACUUGAAAAUUAUUUUCUACUUUUUAGUUCGAUUUGCUAGUAUAGCGUAUUUUUUAGUCAUUUCAAACUAUAAUGUAUUACCUGAAUUUUCAGUCACAAAACGACAACAAAAGUGCUUAUCAAAAGCUUCGAUUUUUAGUGUAUUUUACAAACUUCGAGAUUUACAAAAAAUGUUCAGGUUUUUCCAAAAAUUUUAAAUUUUCAAUUAUUUUCUAGAAAUUCGUUUUUUCCAAGAUUAUCGUAUUUUCCGAAUUUUACAAUCUAUUUUUUCCAUAUUUCUAUUUUUUAAAAUUUUCGAAUUCGAUGUUUUACAUACACACAUUUUUCUAAAAUUUCGUAAUUGUUUAAUAUAAUCGAUUUUAUUGUAAAUCGUAUUUUUCAUAUUGAUCUUAUUCCAAAUUAGUCAUACCUGAUUUUUGGACUUUUAUUAUUGUAGUAAUAUAAAAUGCCCUAUACUUGAAAAUUAUUUUCUACUUUUUAGUUCGAUUUGCUAUUAUAGCGUAUUUUUUAGUCAUUUCAAACUAUAAUGUAUUUGCUGAAUUUUUAGUCACAAAACGACAACAAAAGUGCUUAUCAAAAGCUUCGAUUUUUAGUGUAUUUUACAAACUCCGAGAUUUACAAAAACUGUUCAGGUAUUUCCAAAAAUUUUAAAUUUUCAAUUAUCUUCUAGAAAUUCGUUUUUUCCAAGAUUAUCGUAUUUUCCGAAUUUUACAAUCUAUUUUUUCCAUAUUUCUAUUUUUUAAAAUUUUCGAAUUCGAUGUUUUACAUACACACAUUUUUCUAAAAUUUCGUAAUUGUUUAAUAUAAUCGAUUUUAUUGUAAAUCGUAUUUUUCAUAUUGAUCUUAUUCCAAAUUAGUCAUACCUGAUUUUUGGACUUUUAUUAUUGUAGUAAUACAAAAUGCCCUAUACUUGAAAAUUAUUUUCUACUUUUUAGUUCGAUUUGCUAUUAUAGCGUAUUUUUUAGUCAUUUCAAACUAUAAUGUAUUUCCUGAAUUUUUAGUUACAAAACGACAACAAAAGUGCUUAUCAAAAGCUUCGAUUUUUAGUGUAUUUUACAAACUUCGAGAUUUACAAAAACUGUUCAGGUUUUUCCAAAAUUUGAAAUUUUCAAUUAUUUUCUAGAAAUUCGUUUUUUCCAAGAUUAUCGUAUUUUCCGAAUUUUCCAAUCUAUUUUUUCCAUAUUUCUAUUUUUUAAAAUUUUCGAAUUCGAUGUCUUACACACAUUUUUCUAAAAUUUCUAAAUCUUUAUUUUUCAAAUUUUUUCAUGUUUUCCAAAUUUCAGAAUUCAUUUUUUUUAAAUCGGUAAACAUUAGGUUGAAAGAUUCUGUUACAAAUAUUUAUACAUACAGGUCAAGCUAAUAAGAGCGUCAUUUUUUAACUAUCGAUACAUCACAUUUUCCGAUGGUUUUUUGAACACAGGUCUUUAUAUUGCUUUAUGGGUCAUUUUUGAUCAAGAUAUGUUAUUUCAUUUUGAGUUGUGGCCAAGGAAGCUAGAGCAUUCCAAGUAGACUUUUUGAGUCGACUCCUCAUGUAUAAAUGAAAUCUCGACAUUUUGUUAGCUGGUCAAGAGUACAGGUAUUCUUUUUUAUGCACAACAGAUAAGGAUACUAAACGGUUUCUUUUACUGUAAAACCAAAACAAUAAACGUUAAAAUUUUCAAAA
This is a messenger RNA of Acanthoscelides obtectus, 4612 nucleotides long. NCBI's taxonomy places the organism in Eukaryota, Metazoa, Arthropoda, Insecta, Coleoptera, Chrysomelidae. The record is from the annotation of a GenBank genome assembly.